AUGCCUCAACCAUCCAACCAAGAAACCAAAGAACAAGAUCAACACACUCUUGUUUUUGAUGCCUCAGUCCUCAGACACCAACUUCACAUACCCUCUCAGUUCAUUUGGCCUGAUGAGGAGAAAGCAUGUUUGGAUGAGCCUGAGUUACCGGUUCCAUUCAUUGACUUGGGAGGCUUUCUCUCUGGUGACCCUCUUGCUGCACUAGAAGCCUCCAGGCUUGUUGGUCAGGCAUGCCAAAAGCAUGGUUUCUUUCUGGUUGUCAACCAUGGGAUUGACUACCACUUGAUAUCUGAUGCUCACCUUUACAUGGACCACUUCUUUGCCCUUCCCCUGUCUCACAAACAGAGGGCUCAGAGGAUGCCAGGGGAGCACUGCGGCUAUGCUAGUAGCUUCACUGGCAGGUUCUCUUCAAAGCUCCCUUGGAAAGAGACCCUUUCCUUUCAGUACACAGCAGACAAUAACUCACCAACCCUUGUCAAGGACUACUUAUGUGAUAAAAUGGGCAAAGACUUUGAGCAAUUUGGGAAUGUUUACCAGGACUACUGUGAAGCCAUGAGCAAUCUUUCCUUAGGCAUAAUGGAGCUUCUAGGAAUGAGCCUUGGAGUUGGUAGAGCCUAUUUCAGGGAGUUCUUUGAAGAGAAUAACUCAAUAAUGAGGCUGAAUUACUACCCUCCAUGUCAAAAACCAGACCUUACUUUAGGCACUGGACCUCAUUGUGAUCCAACACCUCUGACCAUUCUUCACCAAGACCAAGUGGGAGGCCUGCAAGUUUGUGUUGACAAUGAGUGGCAUUCCAUUAAACCUGAUUUCAAUGCUUUUGUUGUCAAUGUUGGUGAUACCUUCAUGGCUCUUUCAAAUGGGAGAUACAAGAGCUGCUUGCAUAGGGCAGUGGUGAACAGCGAGACAACAAGAAAAUCUCUUGCUUUCUUUUUGUGUCCGAGAAAUGACAAGGUGGUGAGUCCACCAUGUGAAUUAGUGGACAAUUUGAGGCCAAGGCUGUACCCAGAUUUUACGUGGCCCAUGCUCCUUGAGUUCACUCAAAAGCAUUACAGGGCUGACAUGAAAACCCUUGAGGCGUUUGCCAACUGGCUUCAAAGGAAUUCAAGUAGCUGA
Sphenostylis stenocarpa is the source of this 1113-nucleotide messenger RNA. NCBI's taxonomy places the organism in Eukaryota, Viridiplantae, Streptophyta, Magnoliopsida, Fabales, Fabaceae. The record is from the annotation of a GenBank genome assembly.